AUGGUAAUCACUGCGCAUUUUAUUGAUAGAACUUGGAAAUUACAUAAGAGGAUUUUAAGCUUUUCCGUUGUUCUAAAUCAUAAAGGGAAUACAAUAGGAAAACUUGUUGAAAAUAGUUUGCUUGAUUGGGGGAUAGAGCACAUGUCGACUAUUAUCGUUGACAAUGCAAAUGCAAAUGAUACGGGUGAAAAACAAGUUGAAGAAUUGGAAAGCCGAUUGCAUGGUUUUGGGUGGCAUAUGAAGUUUAAAGCUUGUGUUGAAAGAGAGAAGAUUGGUUGCAAAAAGCUUUCCGUUCUAGAUGUACCUACUAGAUGGAAUUCAACAUUUUUAAUGUUGGAUAGUGCAUUGAAUUUUCAGAAAGCAUUUGAACGGAUGGAGGAAGAGGAUGGAUUUUAUUAUAAAUAUUUUGACGAGCGUGAAAAUGGACGCGAAAGAGAAGGACCACCUACUAUUGAUGAUUGGGAUAAGUUUAGUUCUUCACUACAUGUUACUUCUAGUCUUUACUUCAAAGAAGUUUGCAACAUUGAACAUGCACUAACAACAUUGAGUAAUAAAAAUGAUCAUUUGCUAAGAAGUAUAGCGUGCAAUAUGAAGGUCAAGUUUGAAAAGUAUUGGGGCACAGUUGAGAAAAUGAACAAGCUUUUACUUUUAGCAAUUGUACUUGAUCCUAGGUACAAAUUUAAGUGUGUUGCAUAUUGUGCAAGUAUCUUAUAUGAUGACAACAAGGUGGAUGUGUUAAAGAGUGAAGUUAUAAAAAUGUUGUAUGCUUUAUACAAUGAAUACAAGGGACGAAGCGAUGAUGAUGAAGAUGGAGACGGAGAUGGGGAUGGAGAUGGAGAUGAUAUGAGUCCAUUUAAUAAAAUUGAGAUAGCGAGGGAUGUGCUUGCCAUUCUUGUCUCUACAAUUGCUUCUGAGUUAGCAUUUAGCACGAGUGGACGGAUUCUUGAUUCAUUUAGGAGUUCUUUAACUCCUAAAACAUUUAAGGUGUUAAUUUGCACACCAAAUUUGUUACAUGAAGAAUCUAGAUUGUUGAAAGUACCCCAAGAUGGAAUUUGCAUUGAAGAGACGGAGUUUUACGAGAAAAAUUGA
Messenger RNA from Olea europaea var. sylvestris, 1089 nucleotides. Its product is annotated as zinc finger BED domain-containing protein RICESLEEPER 3-like. The record is from RefSeq and is a predicted model, not a curated record. Bases 1 to 1089 code for a protein of 362 amino acids. Lineage: Eukaryota; Viridiplantae; Streptophyta; Magnoliopsida; Lamiales; Oleaceae. The transcript is spliced from 5 exons. Gene Ontology annotation, molecular function: protein dimerization activity; DNA binding.